GGAGAGGAAGACCGGGAUACCUCAGAGGGUUUGAUGUAGUGCAUCACUGUUCUGCAGAUACUGUAACUGAGCACUUGGGUGGUUCUAGAAGGACGCUAUCUGUAAAUCAAAGCCAUGGGCAAGGAUUACUAUAAGAUCCUAGGUAUACCAUCAGGAUCUAAUGAGGAUGAAAUCAAAAAGGCCUACAGGAGGAUGGCCCUGAAGUUUCAUCCAGACAAAAACAAAGAUCCCAAUGCUGAAGAUAAGUUUAAGGAGAUAGCAGAAGCUUAUGAAGUUCUCAGUGACCCAAAGAAGAGAGUCAUCUAUGACCAGUACGGGGAGGAUGGUUUGAAAACAGGUGGGACAGGCUCAUCUAGUGGACAAGGGACUACAUAUCACUACACCUUCCAUGGAGAUCCACAUGCAACCUUUGCCUCUUUCUUUGGAGGCUCUAAUCCCUUUGAUAUAUUCUUUGGCUCUGGACUUCAGCGGGGAACCACUAAUGGCUUUGCAGACCAUGGCGAUCAUGACAUGGACAUUGACAUGGAUGGAGAUGAUGAUCCUUUCAGUUCCUUCAGCCACUUUGGCUUCAAUGGUACCAAUGGUGGAGGUCGAAGGCACCGUACUGAGCACUUGCAUGCAGGAGGCAACAGGAGGAAAGUACAGGAUCCUCCGGUGGUACAUGAGCUUAAAGUGUCUCUAGAGGAGAUCUUCCAUGGAUGUACCAAACGGAUGAGAAUCACUCGCCGACGGCUGAACCCAGACAGAAGGACAAUGAGGACAGAGGACAAGAUCCUUAAUAUUGUUAUAAAGAGGGGCUGGAAGGAAGGGACCAAGAUCACCUUUCCCAAAGAAGGUGAUGAGACACCUCAGAACAUUCCUGCUGAUAUUGCAUUUGUGCUCAAGGAUAAAGGGCAUUCACUCUUCAAAAGAGACAGCUCCAAUAUCAUUUAUACAGCCAAGAUCAGUCUUAAGGAGGCAUUAUGUGGCUGCACAGUGAACAUUCCCACCAUCGACAACCGAGUGAUCCCAUUGCCCUGUAACGAUCUCAUCAAACCAGGCACAAUCAAGAGACUGCGUGGGGAAGGUCUACCUUUCCCAAAAAAUCCAUCCCAGCGUGGGGAUUUAAUAGUAGAGUUCCAAGUGCGCUUCCCAGACAGAAUACCACACCAGUCCAGAGAGAUCAUCAAACAGCACUUACCCCAGUCUUAGAGAAAUUGCAGGAGACCUCUUUGUGAUUUUAUUUGUUCAAAUACAUGCCCCCCUCAAAUUAUGAUCCUGAAUUCGAAGAGUGGCAAAUGUGUCAGAAGGACCAGAGGCUCAUAUGUUAUUUAUUAUUAAGCUUCCGUGAACAAGUGGAAAACUGAAUUUUGGGAUAUUUUUAGUGGUUUUCUUGUGGAUUUCACCCAGGACUUGUUUUUGAUUUUAAGGAAUAAUCUUUUAUUAUUUCAUCAACAUGUCAAAGGCAAAAGAAUACAGUAAAGACAAAAUGACUGAUUUUUUUGGAUGGGAGAUUGAUAUUUUUGGUAGUAUUCAGAUCUGAAUUAUAUAUUACCCAAUUAAACUCAUUUCCAUUGAAAUUGAUAAGCUCAUUUUUAAUGUUAAAGUAUAUAAAACAACUAGGUGUUGAAUUUGUAGGAUUUUUGAGUACCAGCAUAAACUAACUACUCUUCGGUAACUACUUUAUAUAUUUCCUCUCCCAGACCCACCUCAGCAGUCUACGGGUGCUUUCUUGUAGUUUUUGAAGUACAAGGUGCUGCAAUUUACAGUAUGGUAAUCCUUUAGAGAUGCAAUAGCAAGAUUUUGAGAGCAUUUUGAGUGCCUUAAUGUGGCUCAAACCAACUGUUUUAUUUUAAUUAGCUAGACAUAUUGACAAAACUAUGUAUUAUUACAAGCACUGCAAUCAGUUUUCUUGUCAUUUCAGUUCCCCAAAUAAUUGAUUGCAGUAGCCAUCUUUAAAGGAAUAGUUCACCCAAAAAUGAAAAUUUUGUCAUAAAUUACUCUAAUGUCGUGACUUUCUUUUUUAAGCAUAACACAAAAGGAGACAUUUUAAUGAAUAUAUUGGUCCGUUCUUUUAAUACAAUGUCAGUGGAUAGUGCCUCACUUUAAAAGGACACAAAAUUAUCCAAAAAGUAGUCAGUCUAAUUCAUGCAUCAUAUUUCAACACUUCUGAAGGCAUAUGAAAGGUUUUGAUGAAAAACAACCCGAUAUUUAAGUACAUGAGAGUGCAUGAGAGAAGCUUGUUCACGUGAGUGUUUUUAACCUUUAUAGUCUUUAGCUAUAUUCCAAGUCUUCUAGAUGAUAGAUUUGUAUGAUAAAAAGUCUGAAAUGUAUGUUGUUAUUCACUGAAAAUCUUGCCAUCUUUGUUUACUUCUAGCCGGAAGGGCAGCACACUUGACACCAGAAGGAGAAGAAAUUGCAUACUUCAUUGUUUCACAUAGCAGUGAAUAAAAACCAUACUGACUGAAUAACAGUCUGUUUUUAUUAUCAAUAUAAAGGAUGCUAUUGCUUUAGAAGGCUUGGAAUAUUAUAAAUCAGGUGUAUGAACUACUUUUAUUCUCCACAGAAGAACUAACAUGCAAAUGACAUGAGGGUGAAUCGAUGAUGGCAGAAUGCUUAUUAAUUUAUUCUAUUAUUCAACUUACACAUUAAAAGGAAGUACAAAGAUUCUUCGAAGUGCUAGUAUUUUGGCAGUAUGCCAGUCUUAGCAUAUUAGGAUGAACAUUUUAUGAACAUAAGUGAAUGAAAGAUCUGAGCAUGUUGCUUCAUGUUAAGUCGUAAUUUUUAUUUGUAUAGCGCUUUUCACAACACACAUCGUUUCAAAGUUGCUUUACAGAAACCUGUCUGAAGAUCUCUCUGACACUACAGAGAACUGUAAUGUCAAAAGAUGUCAUUUAUUACUUACAGGCAUUGUUUAGUAAGCACAACUAUAAUUAUUAUACUUUUUUAAACAAAGUUAUAACAAAGGAUGUAUUUGAUUUCCAAGAACGUUUUUCAGCUUUUUAAUACAACAGUUUCAGUAUUCUGUAUUUUACACUUUUAAAUUUGAGCAAAGUGAAAUGAUUUGCAUUAGUGUCCUGCAUUUUAUUUGAAAACAAAACUGUAUAAAUAGCGUCAAAGCCUCCCUUUAAAUGGAUUUGUGAUGUACCAUCUUUCUACUAUAACAGCAGCCUUUCAGUAACAGUAUUUCUAUGGGUAAGCAAUAAUUUGUCUUUUUCAAGGAGCCAUGCAGGUUAUCUUUUAUACAGUCAGAACUGAUCUUCAGAACAUUGUAAUUUAGUCAUUAUGGUAAAAAGAAAUGGAAAGAUUUUUGUUAAAUUGUUUUGUUAUGUGCUGCUUGAUGUUUGGAUUAUAUAACUUUACACAAGACGAGUUCAGUCACUUUUGUUUUUAAUUUAAAAGUCAAGUUUGAGUUUUUUAUCACUUCUGUCAUCAUAUGUAUGGGUAAGUAUUAAAUCCAACUCUGUGCCCAUUGCAAGGAUAACGCAAUGCAGAAAGCAAACAGUGUGUUAGUUUACUGUGACUGAGAAAGUAUUGGCCCUGAAUGUUGUGUGUAAAGAGUGCUGUUUGGACUCUUCCAUUUUCAGUAGUUACAGUAUACCUUUUUUGGUGCUUUGUAAAUGUUUUACAAGAAUGAGAAAUAAACCAAAAAUCUUGACAGUAAAGAAAUAUAAUAAGGAUACUUGUUACAGAUUGAAUUAGGCUGUUGGGAAUCUGAAUGGCAUGAAAAUCUUAUCACAAACUCAAAAAAACCCAGGGGUUUGCACUGGAUUAUCAUUUUCAAUUUAAGCACAUGCUAGAGAUAUAAAAGUACAUAUCUGUCUGGUAAAACAGUUUUAAGUACAUUGAGAAAUGGC
Molecule: messenger RNA, 3836 nt
Organism: Xyrauchen texanus (razorback sucker)
Lineage: Eukaryota; Metazoa; Chordata; Actinopteri; Cypriniformes; Catostomidae
Gene: dnajb5
Product: DnaJ heat shock protein family (Hsp40) member B5
Exons: 4
Coding region: 115-1191 (358 amino acids)
Biological process (GO): negative regulation of transcription by RNA polymerase II
Cellular component (GO): cytosol
Molecular function (GO): protein-folding chaperone binding
Source: RefSeq, a predicted model, not a curated record